CUCAUCCCAACGCAGCUGGGCAAUCACUGACGUAGGUAGCGUGCCGCUGGGUUGGUCGAUCCCACUCGACGCCCUAACUAUCGGUGCCGCCUGCACUUCAAUUUACUCACCUCAUUUUUCCAACAAAAUCUUUCCAAACCUAAAAUUGUAGUUUUUCUUAGUAUCUUUCCUCUCGUUACCCCUUCCAUUUUAGUUAAUUAACCACCAAUCGCUUCGUGGAGCGUCUUUAUCGCACUUUUGGUGACGUCGCACCCACUUCAACACCAAAAAAAAGCAUCACGAUGCUCGGCACCCGAGCAGCCCGCCAAACAGGCCGUCUCAACCCACGAGUAGCAAAUUUAACAGCCAGGAACCAGUGGACUACGACACAAACUCAAUUGCUAUCCACAAGGACAUGGGCUAAAUCGGGGGUAACGGGUCAAACCAAAAGCGCGAUCACAAGCUCGAAAAAAUCGUCGCAACCCCUCUUCCCCGCGCCGCUUGUCCUUGCGCGCCGAUUGUCCGGCAAGCCAUUGCCACAAGGAACAUCGAGCGUGUUAAACUUUGCCUACCGGGCCGCCGCAUGGUUCGGCAGCUCGGUGCUGCUAGUCGGCAUCGGGGUGGUGGGCUUCUUCCUCUACGAUGCUUCGACCUACCGUUUGCACUCCAGCCAGGCCGACGUCGACAUCUCAGCUCUUGCGAUCAAUCCCCGUCGCGGCGGCCCCAAGAACCUCCCUAUACUUGAGGCGUUUAUCGACGAUGAGGACACCGAGGAGAUGCGGAUGCAAAAAGGAAAGCCUAGGCUCGUGGUUCUCGGCGGCGGCUGGGGUGGUGUCGCACUGCUGAAGGAGCUGGCCCCCGAAAACUACCACAUUACUGUCAUAUCUCCGACCAACUACUUUCUCUUCACGCCGAUGCUGCCCUCCGCGACGGUGGGGACACUCGGAUUGCGGUCGUUGGUGGAACCUAUCCGGAGAAUCAUCCACAGCGUUGGCGGCCAUUUCCUCCGUGCCCACGCCGAGGACGUGGAUUUCUCUUCGCGGUUGAUCGAGGUUUCCCAAGUAGACUGUCGCGGCGUUGAGCAGAGGUUUUACGUUCCGUACGACAAGCUGGUGAUCGCGGUGGGUUCCGUCACGAACCCGCACGGCGUUAAGGGGCUGGAGCACUGCCAUUUCCUCAAGGACAUCAACGACGCCCGCGAGAUCCGUAACAAGGUCAUCCAUAACCUGGAGCUGGCCUGUCUCCCGACAACGACUGACGAGGAGCGUAAGCGACUCCUCUCCUUCGUCGUCAGUGGCGGCGGUCCCACGGGCGUCGAGUUUGCGGCCGAGCUCUUCGAUCUUCUCAACGAGGAUCUUAUCCAGCUCUUCCCCCGACUCCUCCGCAACGAGAUCUCGGUUCACCUCAUCCAGAGCCGCGACCACAUCCUCAACACCUAUGACGAAACCCUCUCCAAGUACGCCGAGGACCGCUUCGCGCGCGACCAGGUCGAGGUCCUGACCAACUCUCGCGUUAGCGAAGUCCGCCCUGAUACCAUCGUUUUCACGCAAAAAGACGAAAACGGCAAGGUGAUCACCAAGGAGCUCCCCAUGGGCUUCUGUCUCUGGUCCACUGGUGUCUCCCAGAACGAGCUCUGCAAGCGGCUUGCCAAGAAGCUCAGCAACCUCCAAACCAACCGCCGAGCCCUCGAAACCGACACCCACCUCCGCGUGAACGGCACCCCGCUCGGCGACGUCUACGCCAUCGGCGACUGCGCAACCGUGCAAAACAACGUGGCGGACCACAUCGUCACGUUCCUGCGUAGCCUGGCGUGGAAGCACGGGUCGGACCCGGAGAACCUGCAGCUGCGCUUCGCCGACUGGCGCAGCGUGGCCGAGCAGGUCAAGAAGCGCUUCCCGCAGGCCGUCGGCCACCUCAAGCGCCUCGACAAGCUGUUCGCCGAGUACGACCGCGACCAGUCGGGCACCCUCGACUUCGGCGAGCUGCGCGAGCUGCUCAAGCAGAUCGACAGCAAACUGACCAGCCUGCCCGCCACCGCCCAGCGCGCCCACCAGCAGGGCCAGUACCUGGCCCACAAGUUCAACAAGCUGGCCCGCGCCACCCCGGGGCUGCAGGCGAAUGAUAUCGUCGAGGGGGAUCUGGAUGCCGCCGUGUACAAGGCGUUUGAGUACAAGCAUCUCGGCAGCCUGGCGUAUGUUGGCAAUUCGGCCGUGUUUGACCUGGGCAAGGGGAGGGGGAUGGCCGGUGGGCUGUGGGCCGUGUAUGCGUGGCGGAGUAUCUACUUUGCGCAGAGCGUGAGCUUCCGGACCAGGGUGCUGAUGGCCAUGGACUGGGCGAAGAGGGGGUUGUUUGGGAGAGAUUUGAUGAGCUAUUAAUUUCACCACAUGUCGUCGUGUGCAGGCCGAUCUAUCUCAGUUUUAUGAGCGAUCAAAUCUUUUUUAGAUACCUUAACUCGAGCAGAAUCUAGCGCCGUAACUUCUCGCAAAGGGGAUGGUGGGUUGGCCAUCUGCGUUUCACACCUCGACCUUUUACCUGUUGUUGGUUUGGGAGGGAAGGCUCAACAGGCGUUUCAGGAGUAUUCAUGGCUCUUCAUAUUUAGUCCUUUUGUAGUCCUUAUUUACUACUCUACAGUAUAUACCGCCUCAACAUUCCGCCGGCUCUGAU
Messenger RNA from Chaetomium fimeti, 2643 nucleotides. RefSeq lists its product as uncharacterized. NCBI's taxonomy places the organism in Eukaryota, Fungi, Ascomycota, Sordariomycetes, Sordariales, Chaetomiaceae. The record is from RefSeq and is a predicted model, not a curated record. The coding region runs from base 282 to 2354 and encodes 690 amino acids. The transcript has 2 exons. Gene Ontology annotation, molecular function: NADH dehydrogenase activity; calcium ion binding.